Phyllopteryx taeniolatus (common seadragon) is the source of this 7121-nucleotide messenger RNA. Its product is annotated as inactive tyrosine-protein kinase PRAG1. The coding region runs from base 412 to 4383 and encodes 1323 amino acids. The record is from RefSeq and is a predicted model, not a curated record. The transcript is spliced from 7 exons. Gene Ontology annotation, biological process: protein phosphorylation. Gene Ontology annotation, molecular function: ATP binding; protein kinase activity. NCBI's taxonomy places the organism in Eukaryota, Metazoa, Chordata, Actinopteri, Syngnathiformes, Syngnathidae.
GCUCCUCCCACCUCCGAGCUGCUGCAGAGGAUUCGUCCUGCACCUCUGCACAGCCACGAGCAGCACACACGCACACACACGCACAGACUCACACACGUACAGACUCACACUCACAGUCAUUCAAGCGAACGGCAGCAACGAGCACUUCUGGAAGCACGAGAACAAGCAGCCCGACGCCUUGAGAACCUGUCGUCGUCGGGAUAAGGCAACAAGACGGAGGACGGAUAUAGCAGCGCUCCGGGACCCAGGAGGGAUUCGAACCCAGCACUUUUAUUGGGGCUGUUUUGGCGGGGUUGAGUUCUUGUUGCCAGGCAAAAACAGAAAGUCCGAGCAGCCAUGACAGCGCAUCCUGUGUGUGCUGCAACGCUUCACUGCCACUUCUGACCUUCCGCCGAUCGAGCGAAGCCGAAGAUGUCAGUGUGUAGCGACUUUGCGGAACACGUGUGGAAACCCGGCUCCUGCAAGAAUUGCUUCCACCAGCAAAGCGCACACAAGACUGUAGGCUGCCCAGCACGCGCUGCGGUCGCCACUGCGUGUCCAAAGAGCGGAGGCGAUGACAACGACACAGUGACAACACCCUCACCCUACAGCAAGCCAACCAUCGCCGUCAAGCCCACUAUGAUAAGCCUGGACACCGGCGACUCGAUGGCCGACGUCAACAUGAACAUAGAGCAGAAGAACACUAAGAGCCCAGUGGAGCGUUUGGGCCUGAAGAAGAUGCUGGAUCUGUCCUCCCUUUACAUUGAUAGUAAUAACUGCAAUAAGAGCCUGAGAGAUACAACUCUUCAAAGUCCAGGCACCAAGACUGACCUUUGUUUUUCUUCCUUGUCCAAAGACUCCAUGAUCAUUAGCAACAUGUUGGUCACCCAAGAUGAAGGUAGAAAGCCUCACAACACCAAUGGAGACAACAGUAGGCAGCAGAAUAGUACCACCUCCCCCAGGACCAAGAGCACUUACAACCCCAGCGUUGCAGCGAAGAGGGCAAAUUUUUUGCAUCAGAAUUCCAUGGACAAACCUUCCCUUGUGGCUAUUGAGCCGACCAGUCCUGCCAAAGUGUAUAGCAACGGCAUCAGUUGUGGGAGCACCACUGUUCUAAUCGCCAAAACUUCCAGCACUUCCGCUAUUUCCUUAACCUCAGCUUUAUCUGUGGACACUGUCAAUAACAGUCAGCAAUCCAUCCAUUCUCCUCCUGUCGUGUCUAAACAAAACAGCCCAUUAGACUCCUCCUCCUCUUUCGGGAGCAGCACAGAUUCACUGCCUGUGACCGGGGAUUCUGUUGGGAGCGCCCAAAGCCCACAAGCAACGGGUAACUCGGCGCCCAGUUCUCCCAGUGGUCCAGACUCUGAGCCCAUUUACGCGGAGAGCACCAAAAAAAAGCGUAAGCCACAGAGAAAAGGAGUGCAAAGUUAUCCGGGUUCCCCAGACCAGACUAACUACUCUGAAUUCUCAGGAGAAGCCCAGCGGGCCACCAUCACUGUGAUGGCUGCUCAUACAGAGGAGAACAACAGGACUUUCUACCUGAGUAGCCCCGAUUCAGCCAUCAGCACCCAGUGCCACUUUAGCCCCACAGCACACAAAGACCCCAGCAGCACCGCCUUCCGCUGGCCAAGCCCCAGCCGCAGUGCCCCCUCCUUGGUUACAGAACCCAUCCUCGCUCCCUCUCUACACCCCAGCCUUCAAUCUAGCCCACCCAUUCCACCAAAAAGGACCACCCGGUCCCCAAAACUGGGCACCUCCAGCCUGUCACCGUCCAUCUCUUCACCUGUUCUUCAGGACCUCCCCAGACUGGGCACCUCUAGCCUCUCACCGUCCUUACCGUCUCCCGUUCCCCUCCCCGAAUUCUCCAGGCUUUUCCUGGUCUCUGCCAAAGAGGGACACUUCAAGGUCCAGCCGGAAAACCACAGCAUGGCAGCUUCCGAGCGCUGGCAGAAGCACCAGCACCACCACAGCUCCGCCUGGAACUGUCGCAUUGACGAGGAAGAGGAGGAAGAGGAGAGAGAGCGGAAAGAGGCCGAAAAGAAGACGCUGACUACUAAUCCCUGGACAACAUCUCGUGUGACAAGCCUGGUCAAUGGUGCUGCUGUUUGGAAGGAGUCCAGGGUCUGCAACAAGGCCCUGAGCAGCCCCCCUCCAAAGACAGAGCCAGGCGUGGCCCCCCCGCUCCUGCCCAACAAUGUUGCCUGUCAGGGGGACAGCGAGGGUGCCAUCGCAGUGGAGGAGGCCAAGCAGAGCAGGAGCAUGCCGGCCAAGCAACACGAUAGCUCAACAGAGCCUAUGGCAGCGGGGAGCCAGGGAUCAGCCAGCCAUGAGGCCAAUCAACCGCCUCCACCGCCUCCACCCAAAAAACAGCACAGAGCAUCCGGUCACUUGAGCGGCAGCAACAUGGAACUGAACCGCUGCACACAGCUAGGCUCACUGGAGAGUCCUGCCACAUCCCCUCGAGACCUGGGCAGCGCCAGGCUACGGACCGCCUCCACCGACAGUCUGACUGCUGACGCGGGUUCUCGGGAUCGAUCUUGGUUGUCCUGCUCCUCUCCGUUCCUCAGAAGUCCGGUGGCGUCGGCGCCAGGUUCUCCGCGCCCUCCAACUUUUAGCAUUACGGCCAUCCAGCCGCCUCCACUGCCAGAGAAGAAGAUUGUCAACCGCACCGUGUCAGCCCCCGACAGCGCCACUUCCAAGGCCUUUCUCCAGGCCUACCCUCGCCUCCUGUUCACCGGGUCGGAAAACAACGUGUGUAGACCCAAUGACUCCAGCUGCCGGGCCAGUUUACCGUCCAGUCCAGUAGAUACGAGACCCAUUUUCUCCUCCAAUGAGUCUCUGGAGUGCUGUCACGCUCCACUCGGCCGUCCCUCCAGAUCCCGGACUUUGGACGAGCCUUUUAAGAAUCAUGGCCGUUUAGGUGUCCACUGCCGAAGCAGCAUCACCUGCUCCUCCUCUCCUCAACUCAGCGCACCCUUUUCCGCUUCCGAAGCAGGGCCGGCGCCCAACCUAGGCUCCAGUUUGCAGCUGCAGACCCUCCUGAGCAACAUCGACAGUCGGGAGGGCGUGUAUUCCAAGCUGGGCGGCCUCUACGCCGAGUCCCUGCGGCGCUUGGCUCUCAAAUGCGAGGAGCACUUUACGGGCUCACAAAGGAACCGGAGGUUCGAGGAGAGCAACUGGUCUUUGUUCAGGCUGACGUCCAACAAGCCCAGCUGCAAUGCGGGCGACGCCGUUUACUAUUCCGCUGCCUGCGCCUCCGACCCCAGCAACUCCUAUGCCGUGAAGAUCUGCAAGAGUCCGUCCGCGGAGGCCAAGCAGGGCCGCCUGUACGGCCUGUCGGUGCAACAGAGUAUGCCCCCGCACUUCAACCUCCAGCAGGACUGUGGCCACUUCCUGGCGUGCGUCCCCCAGAGCAUGCUGCCCCCCGACCAGGCGGCAUCGCCCGCGUCCUCGCCCAAGCCCCGCGGCCAGCAGGCGGAGCGAGAGCGGGUGGUGGUCAUCGUUCCCGAGAUCCCGCGGCAGACGGCGGCCGACUUCGCCCGAGAGUUCGAGGCCUUCCACAAAAGCCAGCCGGAGGUUUACGAGCGCCGUGUCUGCUUCCUGCUGCUGCAGCUGUGCCACGGCCUGGAGCACCUGAAGGACCACGGGGUGACGCACCGCCACCUGUGCCUGGAGAACCUCCUACUGGUUCCUUACCCACCGGCCCCGCCCCCGCCCACCCAGCAGACCGAGAUGAGCGAGGCUUUUAGUCAGCGUCACCUCCCUCGCCUCCUCAUCAGCAACUUCGCCAAGGCCAAGCGGCGCACAGCCGAGGACACCGCGUCCGCCAGCGUGGACCCUCGCGUCAAGAGGGACCAUGCUCGCCUGGCGCCCGAGAUCGUGUCCGCUGCCCAGUACCGCAAAUUCGACGAGUUCCAGACGGGCAUCCUUAUCUACGAGCUCCUCCACCAGCACAACCCCUUUGAGGUGAGUCCGGCCCUGAAGGAGCAGGACUACCGCUGCGAAGACUUGCCGACCAUCCCUCCCGUGUCGCUGUACUCCGCUGGCCUCCAGAGGCUGGCUCGGCUCCUGCUUCAACCGGACCCCAUCAAGCGCAUCCACAUCCAGGACGCCAAGCGCAUCCUGCAGAGCCUCCUGUGGGGGCCAAGGAAGGACCUGUUGGAUCAGCAGUGGGAGAAGCGGGGGCCGGGCGGCGGCGGGCCGGGGGCGGACGCCGCCCGGCACGAGGGCCUCCUCAACUGGCUGGAUGUGAAGCGGGCGCUACUCAUGAUGAAGUUCGCCGAGCGGUCGCUGGAACCCGAGCGCAACGCCGAGCUGGAGGACUGGCUGUGCUGCCAGUACUUCUCCUCAGCCCACCCUCUGGCGCUGUGCCACACCGCCGAACUGCUGUACUCUCUCAAGUGACGGGCUGCCGGUGCUGCGGGAACCUGACUGAUACACUGUUUGGACAAGAGUAUUGGGACACGUAGCCUCAAGGCAGAGUCCCCCAAGGUUUUGUCCUUGGUCCCCACUGGUUCAUUUACUGUUUUUAUUUUCUUUUUUUUGCGGCCCAAUACAGUGUGUGCCCAAUGUCCAAAAUGUGUGGUGAUUUUCUACUUCUUCAAAAGGAGACACUGUGAACAUAACUUCCUCAUUAGCGCUACCGACCGUCCACUUUUAUCCUGCCACUUUUUUUCAAACUCAUAUGGUUGAAAUUAUUAAGGAAUAUUAGGGCCAAACUAAAAAGAAAAGAAAAUGACCAUUCAAGACCUACGUCAUAAACUUACGAGAAAAAAAGGGUGUGUGUCUUUUAGAAGAAGAGUUGUAUGCACUGUUACUCGCUGGGGAUUGGCUCAGAGCCCUGCCUGCAAAGAUUUAGAAUUGCCUGUAGAUGCCACAAGAUGGCGGCAAAGAAAUAUUUUUCUAUUAGACAGGGCUAUGGCCUGAAGAAAUGAAGCUCUUCCCCUCACUUCCAAGUAGUUCCUUGGCACCAAGAUCACACAAGCCUGCCAAAAGAAUCAAAGUAUUGCCUGAGCACAGCAGCAAAAUAGGUGAGAGUACAAUAGAGGAUGCCCCCCCCCCCCCCCAAAAAAAAAAUCUGGAUAGUUGAAAUUGCAAAUAUCCUUUGGGGAAUGUUGUAUUUUUAUGAGGGGAAGUUCAGGAAUGACAUCAGAGGGAGCAGUGUGUUUCCUGCGAACGGAAGAGUAAUGUGGAGGAUCUCCUGAGGGAGUGGAAUUUCCCAAUAAUCUGAUUGUGAUGUGACGAGUAUUUCAUUUCGUAAUUUAUGAUUCGCAUUCAAACGUUCAAAUUAAAAUUACAACUCCAAUAUCGUAAAGAUGCAUCUUCUCUCAUAAUUAGACAUUUGCAUAAAAUUACAAUUUAAAUCUCGAAUAUGUACCAUUUUUUUCCUCAAGAAAAUAUGAAAACAAUUGUCAACUUUUUCCUCAAAAAUGUAAACUUGUUUUGAAUGUACAAAUGUAAUCUCAAGGAUGACAUGACAGGAUGAUAUGACAAUUUUGAAAAUGUACAACUUUUUCCCAAAUAUUUUUUCCAUCGAAAUAUACAGCUUUACUGUCAUAUAAUUACAACUAUAAUUGUGAAUAUAUGACUAAUCUUGAAAAAAAAAAAGUGUGUAUGUGUGUGUCUAUAUGUAUGUAUAUAUAUAUAUAUAUAUAUAUACACACACACACACCAAAUUUUUUUGUUCAUGUAAAGUUGUUAAUUUUAUGUCCAAAUAUAGGGUUUUAUAUUUCUGGAAAAUACCAGAAUAUAUGAAAAAUCUUUCCUUGGAAAUAGAACUUUUUUCCUUGUAAAAUUACAACUGCAUUCUAGUUGUCAGAUUCACCUUUUCACUCAAAUAUGCAGUCUCUUUAAAUGUACAACUAUUUUUUUUGCAAAAUUUAGAUUUAAAAAAAAAAAAAAAACUUAACCUCAAAAUAUCCAAUUUUUAUUCCUUGUAAAAUAGGAUUUUUUAUCGAAUACUUUUUUCCUCAUGAAAUGACAACUUUAAUCUUCAAAAUAUGUGACUUCAAAAUUUUUUUUUUUAUAAAUAAAAAAUAUUUAAAAUGUACAACUUGUACAAUUACUUAAUCAUGAAAACAUUUUUUCUUGUAAAAUGAACACUGAUCUCAAAUAGAAAUUUUACAAGAAUAGUUUUAUUCUUGUAAAAUUACCACUUUAAUCUCAAUUUGAAUUUUUUCUCAAGUAACUAUUCCUGUAAAAAUAAAACUAAUCCAAGAAAUAGAAUUAAAUCUUUUUUCUCAAAAAUAUAGGACCGUUUAUCUAGAAUAUACAGUAACUUUUUUUAUACUCCGAAAUUCCGAUUAAUCUCAAAACAUGACUGUUUUUAUAAUACAAACUUUAUUCCUCGUUAAAGGACUUUUUUUAUCUUGAAAAUAUACGACUUUUUUUCUUUAAAAAUAUAAAAAAUUUCUUAUACAACUCUUUUUCUCAAAUGUAUGACUGGGAAAAUAUACCGGUUCAACUUUUUUUUUUUUCUCGUAAAAUGACGUAGUUAAUUUUUUUCUUUUCUUUUCAGGAUGGUCCUAAUACUUGUUGGAAUGAAAUGUCGUACGUACUGUGUUCGCGUUAGCUGAUCUUGCGAAUAUUUGCCGCCGUUCUGUGCUGUAUUUCAAGUAUUACAAUGUUUUCAAGGACUGCUGUGUCGUGUCGAAAAUGGAACCUGAUCCGUUGGAAUGAAAAAAUAAAGCAUCCUUAUCAUGUUUUGAUGGAAUGAUCUGCUGUACUGUCCUGUCGACGUGCAACGACUGCUCACUCAUCCUUCCUUAUUCUGUUGACCCUGUGCCUUCAGUUCCUCGUGUGUGUUUGUGAAGCCAACAUGUAAAUAUGGCUGGUGUUUUUUGUGUAACUGGAUUUUCACAAUAACACUCCUCUUUGGUUUUGUACAGUAGAUUGUGAAAGAACAACCCAAGCAGGCCUUAAAAAAAAAAGUCAUGAAAAUGAACAGCAGUUCAAGGUAAUAUUUAUGAUGUCGUUUGUUAUGGCAGCCUUGUUUUGUUUUACAAGUAGCAAACAUUUGAUUGAUUCCUAAUAAGUGGCUGGUGAGCGAGAGGCAUGUACAGCAUGUUGUUUUUUAAACAUCUCAUGACUAAUCAUUUAAGUGUGUGUCUACCAAUAAACUGCAUUUAUUUUCUCACUUGAAA